This is a messenger RNA of Syzygium oleosum, 3525 nucleotides long. RefSeq names its product probable LRR receptor-like serine/threonine-protein kinase At3g47570. The transcript is spliced from 6 exons. Gene Ontology annotation, molecular function: receptor serine/threonine kinase binding; protein kinase activity; ATP binding. Gene Ontology annotation, biological process: protein phosphorylation. Lineage: Eukaryota; Viridiplantae; Streptophyta; Magnoliopsida; Myrtales; Myrtaceae. The record is from RefSeq and is a predicted model, not a curated record. Bases 1 to 3525 code for a protein of 1174 amino acids.
AUGGCUAGGACGCCUGAACAAAAGGCAAGACUUGCAGCAUUGAGAGCUGAAUUAGAUGCUUAUCGAUGGGAAAAUGGUGAUUUGGAGAAUCACGUGGUCAAGGUCAAUAAGAUGAUACAGAAAAUCAUCUGGAAUGGUUACUGUAUGCCGGACUUCGAGAAGUUGAAUGUUCUGAUCAACACUCUUCCAUCUGAAUGGAAAAAGGUGUUGCAUCGCCUAUGGGAGGUCAACGUGGUCCCAACCUACAAAAAACUUGCAAUGGAUUUUUUUUGGUAUAAGGCAGUUUGCAUACUGGGUAUACGAGAAUAUUGUCAAAAUGGGCAAUUGGAAUCAUUAGCAACUGAGGAUGGUAGUGGGAAAGGUCUUGGUAUAAGACUGAAAGAUCUUCACCAGAGGUGUACAAAAGAGAUGGAUGCUUAUGUCGGUUGCAUGUAUUACCACACAAAUGAGUUCGAUUUAUGCCGCAAAGAGCAGCAAGCCUUUGAAAAGGCAUGCCCGGUUAAAGAGCAAAAGAAAGGGAGUGUCUUGGCUUUGGUAGAAGCCAGCGGGAACGAGACCGAUUGGUUGGCUCUGCUGGAAUUCAAGGCCCGAAUAGCCGAUCCCGGUGGGGUUUUGAGUUCGUGGAAUGAUACUAGCAAAAUUUGUGAAUGGUACGGUGUCACAUGUGGCCAUAGACACCACAGAGUCACUGUAUUGGACCUCAGCUCCGAGAACCUAGAUGGGGUCAUGCCACCCCAUAUUGGUAAUAUGAGCUUUUUGAGGGAAGUUCAUCUGCAGAACAAUAGUUUUCGCUCUGAAAUUCCCCCGCAAUUCGGCCGCUUGUUUCGGUUACAAAAGUUGUUCCUUGAUAACAACUCGUUUAGCGGACAAAUCCCUUCGAAUCUCUCCCAUUGCUCUAAUUUGCUCGUUCUUAACUUAGGCUUCAACACGCUUGAAGGAAAUUUGCCUGUGGAACUCAGCUCCUUCAACAAGCUCCAAACGCUUAUUUUUCAAUCCAACAGCUUGAUGGGAAACAUUCCGGCGUCAUUUGGAAACUUAUCCUCUCUUCAAGUCUUCGGUACAACAUUAAAUAACCUCGGUGGUACGAUUCCAGAAACUCUCGGCAGGCUGAGAAACCUAAAUGCCCUCGCUCUUAGCUGGAAUAAAUUCAUAGGUACGAUUCCUAUCUCAAUCUUCAAUAUAUCCACUUUGACAAUCCUUUAUGUGUCCUCAAACCAAUUAAAGGGGGGCUUACCUAGUUACUUAGGCUUCACUCUUCCAAAUCUCGAGGAAAUCUAUUUGGAUCACAACCACCUCACUGGACCCAUUCCUAAGUCAAUAUCCAAUGCCUCUAACCUCGGUGAAUUCGUAAUCAAGUCGAACAACUUUACUGGGAAAGUUCCUUCUUUCUCAAAGAUGAGAGGACUCAGUCGGUUUAUUAUUAGCCAUAACGGCUUAGGAAGUGGGCAAUCUGCAGAUUUGGACUUCCUCUGCUCCUUAACCAAUUCCACAAACUUGAAUAUAUUGGGUGUAGAGAGCAAUGCUUUUCGAGGACCAAUCCCCGACUGUAUCGGUAACCUCCCUAUCACCCUUUCGCAGUUCGGGUUAAGUUACAAUCGCAUUUCUGGAACCUUACCUUCUCGAAUCGGAAAUCUCAUCAAUUUGGAAGUUCUGGUACUGGUGGACAAUAACAUCUCGGGAAACAUUCCUUCCGAGAUUGGAAAUAUGAACAAACUAAAGGUUUUGAGUCUCGGCCAAAAUAAAUUCUCGGGGCAGAUACCAGAAUCUAUUGGGAAUUUAAGAAUGUUAACCCAAUUGACCUUGUAUAUCAAUAAUCUUCGAGGCUCAAUACCAUCGUCUCUAGGAAAUUGCCAGAAUCUACUUCUCUUGGACCUUUCGACCAACAAUCUCAGCGGUAGCAUACCCCCAGAAAUUAUGGGCCUCUCAUCUUUGUCGAUUUAUCUGGACUUGUCUCGAAAUAGUCUCACCGGCUCCCUUCCAGGAGAAGUUGGAAACUUGAAAAAUCUCGGUGUACUAAGUACUGACGGAAAUAGAUUAUCACAACAAAUUCCAAGUAGUAUCGGCGAUUGUAUAAGCAUGGAAAGCCUAUAUGUGCAGAAUAAUUUCUUUGAAGGGCCCCUACCAUCGACUCUGAGUUCAAUGAGAGGCCUUCAGGUUUUGAAUGUUUCCAACAACCGAUUAUCAGGUCAAAUACCGGAAUUUUUAGGGUCGCUGAAUCUGACAAAUUUGAGCCUUUCUUACAACAAUUUUGAGGGUGCUUUACCAACGAGAGGAAUUUUCAAAAGUGCCAUUUCAACUUCAGUUAUUGGAAACAAGAAGCUUUGCGGGGGUCUGCCAGAUUUUCAACUACCGAAAUGCGAUUACAAGGAGUCAAAACUGAAGAGAAUAAGCGAAAGUGCAAAAAUUCUGAUAUCCACAGUCUCUGCUGUUGUAGGAGUAGCCUGCAUAUUCUCUUUGCUAUACUUCUUUCGGUAUAGACGCAAUAAGAAAGCAUCAGCUUCGAGCUCUUCUGAAGAUGGGCUUUUGCAUGUUUCUUAUCACAGUCUACUGAAAGCGACGGGUGGAUUCUCCUCCACCAAUCUGCUCGGUGUGGGCAGUUUUGGGUCCGUGUACAAAGGGAUUCUUGAUCAGACUCAGUCGAUCGUGGCCGUCAAGAUUCUCAACCUUACAUGUCAAGAAGCUUCCAAGAGCUUCAUGGCCGAGUGCAGGGCCUUGAGAAAUAUCCGACACCGUAAUCUCGUAAAGGUACUCACGGCAUGUUCUGGAUUUGAUUUUCAUGGAAAUGAUUUCAAGGCACUGGUCUAUGAAUUCAUGUCGAAUGGGAGCUUGGAUGAAUGGUUGCACCCAACAACACCGCAAUAUAUAGCGAGAAGCAAGUUGAGUCUACUUGAGAGAGUGAAUAUUGGCAUUGAUGUUGCUUGUGCAUUAGAUUAUCUCCAUCAUCAUUGUGAAACGCCUAUAAUUCAUUGUGAUCUAAAGCCUAGCAAUGUCCUUCUUGAUGAUGAAAUGACCGGACAUAUAGGUGAUUUCGGGCUUGCCAGGUUCCUUCCAGAAGUAACGCAUAACAAUUUAGCCGAUCCAUUGAGCUCUGUCGGGGUAAAAGGAUCUUGUGGCUACAUAGCUCCAGAGUACGGCUUCGGAAGUGCGGUAUCCAUGGAAGGAGAUGUGUACAGCUUCGGAGUCCUCAUUUUGGAGAUGUUCACAGGCAAGAGGCCAACCGAUGACAUGUUUGAAAAUGGGCUAAACCUUCAUUGCUUCGUGACAGCAGCUUUGGCAGACCGAGUGGAAAAGGUAACCGAUCCUGUUUUGCUUCAAGAUUUUGAGGAGUCGAAGAAGAGACAAACAGUCGCUCCGGAGGACAAGAACAAAAGCUGGUGUUGUAUUCAUGAAUGUUUGGUUUCGAUCUUUGAAAUAGGAGUCGCUUGCUCUUCUGAGUCUCCCGGGGAACGAACGGACAUCGGUGAUGCAUUGACUAAUCUCCAAAAAAUCAAGAAGAAACUUCUUGAGUGCAUUGUCAUUGCCUAG